UCUGCUCCACCAAUUUGCUCUGGGGCUUUGAACAAAUCCUUUUUGGCCCAGCUUCUCACAGGCACCUGACAGAGACAGGAGCCAGCAUCUAAACGAGCUCUUUGUCUCGGUAUCUUACUUUCCCCAUUGGUAAGCUGGGACAAUUCUCUCUCACCACUUCCUCGGGGUGGUUUUGGUCAUCACUCACAUGUCUGAAGCACGGCGAGAUUUGCAGAUGAAAGAAAUAUGGUGCUGCAAUGGUGCUGCACGACUGUCUGCUGGACUUGGGCACUCAGCCCCCGCCCUGCCUCCAGACGCAGCGGCUCCUGGCUCCCUGCAGCGCUGGCGAAGCAGCCGGAGCUCCGAGGGGCAGCCGGUGACACCCAGCUGCAAUGGGCAGGGAGGCUGCUGCCAUCCCGGCAGCCGCAGUCCCACCGUGAACAUCUGCAUCUCUGCAGCACUGCUCAGGGCUGUCAGUGCCAUCCUGGAGCCCCGGGGGAGUUUCCCUCCCACCUACAGGUUCCUGCCGCGCUGCGGAGGGAGGCGAGGUUUGUUUCCUUCCCGACCCUAACCUGCCCCUCGCUCUUCUGCUGAACAGAUCCGGCAGGGCUUGCAGCUCCCCUGGUUCCCCGGACGGGUAAUUCAAGCUGUGAGUCCCCUGCUCUGCUUUUCUAACUACAAAAACCCAGGAACUGUAACCAGGGAAAUAAAGGCAAUUCACUGGCAUGGGUGAGCCUUGCUAAGCCCCGUGCCAGCCCCGCACACAGAGGAUGGAGUCGUGCUCAGGAUGAUCUGGGAGCUGCAGCACCCCUUCAGCGUGCUGACUGCACCUCUCACACCCACAGCUCUGUGGGGCCAGGCUGGGAACGAUGGCUGCUCCAGAUAACAGACCGACACCCACUCAAAAAGCAGGAGCUGCCCUGGCUCACAGCGGCAAAGUCAAAGAUUUCUAUGGCCGGCCACGCUGCUCAGGGCAGGACCAGCUCCCGCACAGCCCAGCAGCAGCUCCCGCAGCUUCUACCUGCAGCCAGGGAGGCACAGGAGGAGCGUGGGCUGUCCCCAGCCAGCAGAGAUUGCUGCUCAUGUGAGCUUCCCUUCCCCAUGGCCUCCUUUGGCCCAGAACCCAGAUUCCACAGCACCCACACUGCUGCAUCUUCAGGCUCUGCUCUGCCGGCAGCUGCUGGGAUGCCUGCUGCACGCACACAGCCCCUGUGAGCGGAGAUAAGGCUGGUGGAACUGAGAUACGGCGUGCAGGGGAUUUCCUAGCUUGUGGCAGCAUCUCAGAUUUCUACUUUUGAGAUCAGCAGAGGGAAAAGUCUAGUUUGCACAACAGCCCCUGUAAAGCGGGGCAGCCACAGCUUGGCAGCAGAAGCAGCUUCGUUCUGAUGCUCCCGAAGCCAAACGAACCCCGGGACCGCGUCCCUGCAAGGCCCCCUGCAGCCACGGAGGGGCUGGGAGGCUGCGGGGGGCUCCCAAAGAUGCCCAGUGCCAUCGGCAGCAGCGAGGUCUCUGGGCUGGCCGUACCCCCUGCCUGCCAUCCGUUCUGCCCCACAUCCCCGAGCCUCGUGCCAAGGGCUGUCUGUCCCCUGUGGCAGGGAGACACGGCUAUGGGGACACCCGGGCACCGUGGCGCUGACCCUUCACACCGGGCACGGCGAGCAAAGGGGUCGCUGGCAGGCUCUCACCAGCUGGGAGAAAGUUUCCAGAUAACACACGCCUGGAAAAGUCAAUUACCUUGCUCCCUUCCCCGCUGCAGACAUGGGCACCCCUGACUGACACACGGCUUCUCUGUUGUGCUUCUCAUGCGCCCACUUGCCCCAGAAUACCCACCCUGCGCUCACCAGGCGGUGCUCAGGACGUUUCCUCCACUGCCCCGUGGGGGAAAGGGCACCACGAGCCCUGGGAUCACCUGUGUGAGCAGCAGGCACACACCAGAGGCUCAGGUUGGUACAAGUAAAUCCGCAGCUGAUGGUGGAUGAGUCCCAGUGCCACUGCUGUAUGGCCCAAGGAGCUUCCACAUUAUUCGACCUUCCUUGCACUGAAAUACAGGUUUUAAAUCUCCCAUUGGCAUCAAAAGAAAAUGGACUCCACAAUAGCUCUGCAAAUAUCCUAAAAAUUCUCCCAUCUUGUGUGACUUGGGAUAGUGUUAGAAGUUUGAUCUGACCAUGCACCAGAAGGCCAAGACUUUGCUCCACAGAUGGAGAGAAGAGACAUAAUUAUCGACCUGUGCAGAGGCACAAUGAACCCUCCCUCAGAGGAGAACACAGCCCUAUGUGGUCCGUCAGAUGGCACUGCUGCAAGCGCCCCACCGGCACCGCUCCUCCUGCCCCAGACCUGCAGGACACCAGCCCAGGCCACCACAGCGGCAUUCCCCAUUGCCCACAACCCUGACUGGCAUUGUUCCCCAAAACUGGAGCUUUUUCUAAGGGCUGGAGCAGGAUUCCCAGGGACACGCCGUGGAAGGGGCUUUGUGCUGGCAGAGGCGCCCUGGGACGCUGUGAGUGCCUCCUUCAGCACCUCUCCCAGCUGCCCCAAUUCCUUCCCGAGUAAACGCCCGCAACAACAACAGCCACAGCCCGAACCCACUUCCUCCUGCUCGUGGACUGUCCUCAUCACCGCAGCGCUCCUCAUCGCAGUGAAACCAGAGCCUCAUUUGGCAGAGCGAUGAGGGGAGCGGGGCUGGCUGCUCAAAGGGAUGUGCAGAUCCUCUGUGUCAGGCGCGGAGCCGGGCUCAGCACGGCGGAGGCAGGGGACAGGGGAACACGCGGCCCCAUUGGACGAGAGCCUAGUUAAGAUCCGUCUGUGUCAGCCCAAAGCUUAAUCUGGAUUGAUGCAAACUGCAGAAAGUAUCAUUAGAGACUGUCUGGGGAAGUCAGAGAGCUUCUCUGCUCCCUUCUUGUCUUCCCCAAUAAUAGAGAUAUUUCUGUUUACAAAGGUGGACUUGAUCCGCAGCAUUUCCUCUGUAGAUCUCCGGUAUUUGCAUGUGUCACCCUGUUUUCCCUGGCUCAUUAAUCACUCACUGUGCUUGUCAAAUUGGAGCAGUGCCUGCUGUGCUCCCGCAACCUGCUCUGGGGGCCCCAGGCUGUUCCUAGCGCUCCUCUGCAGCUCGGUGGCACUUCAGAAGGCAGCCACCCGCCGCGUGCCCCCACGCUCGCACCCCGAGAGCCCCGCGGCGGGCGGGAGCGGCGCUCCUGGAGGCUGCUUGGCAGGGAGAGAAGCUCAGGGCUGCUUGUUUGCUGCAGAGCAAAAUCCUGUCCCUAAAUCCCAAAUAAAACAGCCUUCAUCAUCCCUGGGGGCAGCGUGGUGUCUCUCAUGCUCCGGGACACAAACCUGUGCCUGGCCUCUGCUGUGCCCAGCGCGCAGCGAGCCCAGGGCCCUGCUCCCAGCACCGAGCCCACGAGGGGCCGAGCAGUGCUGCCCCCAGCUACCUGCUGUGGUGCACGGUCCCAGACCUCAGCCCUCUCCCUCUUCCCUCACAUCCUCACUGCUUGGUUUGUUUUCUUCCUGUUCAAAAACAAGAAGAAAAAAAGGAAAAAAAAAAGGCAUUUUGGUAUGUGGCAUCAUGUUCGCUGUCUUUAGGGGCCACCAGGAUCGGGCUGGGGCCAAGCUCUGCCUUCCAGGUUUUCUCCCCAGGCAGCUCACCCGCAGAGCCGCACUCGCUCCUGGUUUUUCUUGCCCUGGUAGCAAGGGCUUUACAGCACAGUCCCUGGUUUUGAUACAAGGUGAAAGCACUAGGUGAAAGCACGCCUUGCCUGGCCACCAGGGUACUGGGAGAACAGGGGAGAGAAGAGGGACGUGAGCCCAGAACAAAGGUGUUCAGAGCAGGGACAGCCCGGCCGGGAAAGCCAGGUCUGGGCACAGCUUGACCACGUCCCCGGGCACCGGGCUGCAGGGAAGGGGAGCUCCAGCUGGUUAGGAGCGAGGCCAUCUCCUCUUCCUGCCUUCCCCAGCAGCCGGUGGAUGCGGCUCCAGGAGCUGCUCCCCUUCUCCUUCCCUCCCGUUUCUAAUGGCUGGUCUCUGUGAGUGCAACGAGGAGCCGAGGCCUGGUAGGGCUGGGGAAAUUCAAUAUUGCUGAAACCAGGACAGGAAACAGCGCUGUGUGCCUGCAGUCACAGCUCCGCAUUAAGUAAUUUGUGUUAAGCUGGAGAUGACACAAUGAAAUGCUGAAAUUUCCUUGUCUGUCCCAGCAUGCAGGGCUGUGUGGACUUCAAAGGUUGGGUUUGGAAAUUGCAGGUAUUUGUAGGGCGCCCACCCCUUGUCACAAGCUCUGACACACAUUGAGGCAUUUACCAAAGCUGACCCACUGGGGAGGGAGCAGGGCCGAGGGAGGCCCAGUCUCAGGGCUGCAUGCAGGCAAUGCUGGGGACAGCGGAUGUUUCCCCAUAAAUCACUGAGGAGGAAAAUCCCACAGGUUCCAGGUAGCUCGUUUCAUCUGAAGAUUUUUACCCAAAACGUCCCUGAGCUUCCUGGUGUGCGGAGCUCGGCGAGGCCGGUGUCCCAGGAGAUUCCCAGUUCCUAGACCAUUCCUGCCUAUUUUUAGUCACGUCAGAAAUACCCCAGCGGCAGUGCCCCUCGCUGCCUGCCGUCCGCACACCCCGAGGGCAGCUGGGCUCUGGCCGAGGAGUGGAAAAAGUUCGCUCUGCCUCGUCUCCAGUUGCAGCAGGGAGCGGAGGGUUCCAGGAGCAGCGCGGGGCUGGGGGUCUGCCCACGCUGUCCCCUUGGCUCUGCUGGCACCAAGGCCUGCACAGCAGGGCAGAAGCCACGUACCUGCUUGUGGUACGGCCGUGGCCGUGGAUCAGAGCCCAGAGGCUCCUGCUUUAUCUCCCUGCUCUGACUUUCCACCAGUGAGAAUCAGUGCGACAGGCAGCCUGAAGCCGAAGCUCAAUGUGAAGUUACACUUCAGGUCCUAUCUGAGUGUUGAAAUGAAGCUGUGGAAGCCUCUAUUGGAAUCCUAUUAAUUGCUAUUACGUUUCCCAAAUAUGUUAAUAGCAAGUUAUUGAUAUGAGUGCUCAGCAGCCAGCAAUGGGAAGGGCAAACCAAGACCCUGGAGAGCUAGGAAGGUAAUGCCAGAGCCAUUUCGUGCCACAGCCACUCUGAUACAAGCAAUCACAGGGAAGUAUCUCGUGGUUUCCAUAUGACGAGUCGCAGCAGGAACACACAAAUCCCUCGUUGUUAUCCGUGGCACUGAGCUGCCACAGCCCGGGAUGCAGCAGUGCGGGUAGAGGGAUGGCAGCGAGCUGCUGUGGGAAGUCCCGAACAGCCAAACCCUGACCCUCACCACGCACGGCACGGACACAGCCCGACUCUUGCAGCAUCGCAGAGCGUCCCCGCAGCUUCCUCGGUGGUGUUCUGCUAUUUCUGCAGACUUCUGCUCAGCUGCACACCGCCGAGGUAGAAGCCACGCCAUUUCCACAGCCUCGUGGGAAGUCUUUGCUGCUGUUAAUUACGAAAUUGCAACAGGAGCCCUGAAAAUAGAGUUCUCAUGCCUGUGAAAUCAAGGAGAGGGCCAAACGAGCAGCACUUCUCCCCUCACUAACUCACUUAAUGAUGUGCUUGAAUUUAAGCUACUGCUUAGGCCUUUUGCUGAAGCAUUAUGCUGCGCUGGGACGUGCAGUGCUUGAUUUUUCCUUCAUGUGAGGCUCACGUGUCUCAGUGGCUGGACGGUGCAGCACCAAGCCACUGGUGUGCUCCGGAGGACACACACACAGCUUGCUCUUUGUACUGCUUAGGAGUGGACUCCGGGAACUUCUGCCUCAUUGCUUCGUCUCACCCUCAGAAGCCUUGCACAGAAUCCCUGAAUUUCACAGUUUUCUUUUCCUUAUCUGGGUAUUUAUGGCUCCAGCUCUGUUCUCCAUCUUCUCCCACCUUAUCUUCAGGUCAGUUUGCUCCUUGUCCUCAUGUGAAUGAAAUCUCACAUAUGGUGUUGUGUAGCAAUUAGCAGAUACCUUUUCUUUUAACCCUUCUGUCAUUUCUUCUGCUGCAUUUUCACACAUGGAGAUACACACACACAUUUCCAUUCAUAUUCCAUUCAUACCAAACCAAGUGUUUCUAUUAAACCUCUCUGCGGACACAGGAAGGCCAGACCUACCCCCACUGCUGGAUGGCAAUUAAACAAUUCACUUUCCUCUAAACUUUCCUCCAGUCUACUGUAAUCUUUAUCAAGACAAUCAAGCCAACCCAAAGCAAAUUAAUAUAGAUAUGCCUGCUCAAAGCAAAUAAUCAUUAGAGCAAUCUCUCUGGCCGGGGAGGGCUUAGUUCUCAUCUUUUCUUACUGUUUACAGAGUCCCUGGCAAGGAAAGGACACGUUUCAUUUUCUCCACUUCAGUGGGGUGAUCUAAUGGGCUGGAGUGGACUGAGCUCUGGAGCAUGGUGCAGCAGCCAUUAGACGACGCAGGGACGAGACAAAUCAGCCCUUUGUAGCUUCAGGUCCUCCAAGUCGCCUGUGGGACUGAGCUAACCAAGAAUCAGCAGAACAGAAAACCGAGCGCUCGGCCCCUGCAUGACUCGCGCUGCUUUCCCCGGGCCAGGUCGCCUCCCGCAAGGCAGCCAGAGGGGCACGGGAGGAGCUGCGGUGGCACGGAGCUGCAAUUAGGGAGGCUUUGCAGGGAGGGGAGCAGGGAAGGGGGUUCCACAUCACAUCCUACAGGGAAGCAGUCUGAGGAGCAGUGAGGGCCCUGUGGUGCCGCUCCCAGGCACAGGGCUGCGUCUGCAGCUUCGAGAGGUGGCCCCGUCCCCCCCGAAUAUUCACCAGGGCAGUGCAACCCCCUGUGUCUCAUCCCCGUGGGGCAGCAGGGUGCUUAUUUGACUCUUCUAGGAGCAUUCCUUGUUAUAAAUCAUCAAGAGGAGAAAAUGUCAAGACCCUAGAGGCAGCAUCACUCACGAGCCCAGCUUGUACUUCCCCACAUGGGGACUUGGACCAGAAGUGCCCACAGCUCCCCCGGGCAGGGCACCAGGAACAAGCCCGUGGCACUGCUCUCACUGCUCACCCCUGAAAGCUGAGCUUCUGCCUGGAGUACCUGUGAACAUACAGCGUCGGAGUCUGAAGCAGUUGUUGUAGAACAGAAGUGAAAGUCGUGCUCCGACACACCACCUUGUUCCUGGAACAGGCACAGAAGCUAAAUUAGCUGUAGCGAUUAGUCACUGCUCUGACCUCGUGCUUGGGCCAGCGGGGAGUCACGGGGCUGAAGCGAUGCCAUUUCCUUUGAAAAAUGAUUCAAAAGUCUUAUGCACACCCCGCUUCCCAGCCAGAUGUUGUGUCUCCCAAUUCCACCCUGAUAUUUCUUACUGGUAGUCAAAUAUUACAUCCCUUUGAAGUGCCUGUUGGGUCACCUGUCCCGGCUUGCCAGAGGGUUCUGCUCCUGUGUUUUCCCCACAUCUCCUUCUACAACCUGGCCCCGUUCCCCUGCCCCUGCUGUGGAAAUGACAGCGCCGGCCCUGCUGCAACGUGAACGAGGAGGAGUUGCUCCACUAAGGGAAAGAAAACAUUGCCAGAUGAAGAUCCAAGGCGGACCAGCCAGGGCGUCCUGGAAGAGAGUCCGAAGGCCUGCGCUGCAUUUGUUGCUACUGUACGUACGCCUGUGCCCCUGGGUGUGCGGACACCCAGACAGGACAAGGCAGCUCUGCUUUUCCCACCGUUUGCACCCUUCCGGCUCAGCACCACGGCUGGAUUCAGACAGAUCCACCCUGCAGGCGUCUCCCACCUCCCGGGCACAGCGCGGGGAGCAGCUUACAGGCAAGUGCCCUGCAGGGUGACCCUCUGAGAGGCAUUUACUGCUAGUGGGGGAAGGCAGGGGGAGAAUAAACACGCGUUUUUCAAAAGCCAGUGUAAAAAUGGUGUGGAAUUAAGCUAGCAGAACAGAAAUUACAGCUGGACCCACGAUCCAGGCUGAAUAACGGAACAGCUGGAGGCCUUGUCCUUGAGGUGCCAGGGGGUGGCUGGUUGCUCAGAUAGCUAUUUACCACCAGCACAUUUCCAGAUCCAUUGGAAAGUCCUGCUACAGUUUCAAAACAAUGGUCCCCUCUCCUUACACCAAAAUUACAAAAAAAAAAUAAGAAAUAGGCUGAUAAAAUACAGAGUAGCCUCACAAGCAAUUGGAGGUAUGGCAGCUCCUACCCACUGGGUAUAAUUUUUAACAACCCAAACCAGCUCCAGAAUAAAGCACAGAAAAUGUCAGCCCUUUGUAUGAAAGGGCUUUUGAAAAGCCAAGCUGAUUCCAAUUUGCCGGAGGCUUUAAGACAGCAUAUGUCACAGUGCCUGGGAACUGAGAGCCUGCGAGCUGGCUCCAAUGUGCCGGAUAAUGGAGCCGCUACUGCGAGUCCAGCGCGCUCCGGCUGCCACCCUGCUCCUGGUAGCAGUUUCCAGCAUGCUGGCACUCGGUCCAGGCCACCUGCAAGCCAGAUCUGGUCUGUCGGAGGAAACUGGGACCUAUUUUAGUAGCCCAGCUGCAGCUCAGCUCAUUUGCAAGAGGCAGCCUGCCACAUCAGAACUCCUUUAGGAAGCACCAGGAGGCAAUCCAAUCUGCUGCCUCCCGAAACAAGGAGGGUAGGAGGGUGCAUCUCAGGCCCUGCUUAGAUGGCGAAGAGAGGGGAUUGCUGCUGGAGGCAGGAGGAGCCGAGGGCUGUCUCCUCACCGGACACCCUCUGCUGGGCUCCAGGGAGGAGCUCUGACAGCCCCAGGAUUAGGCAGAAUCCCCGGGGCCACUGCAUUUUGUGCCAGCAUCUCACGGAGACUGCCAGGGCCUGGCGCAUGGGCGUUUCACUCCAUGGCACCGACAAGGGAUGCCAGUACCCUCGACAGUCAGCACCCAGCUGAACAAAGAGGCAGAAGGGUCAGGACUGGUCUCUGCAGACCUCAUGGAGCAGCAGAGCUGCAGCUUGCCCUGGGUCUUCACCUGGGGCUCUGGCACAUGGCGCAGCCCGAUGAGCUGCGUGCUCCAGGCAGUGCCUGUGCCAUAACACCCAGCUCCCCUCGCUGCCCCGAGGCUCUGCCGCCCGCCUGCCCCAGCCUGGCCCUGCAGCAGCCCAUGGGGACGGCCCCGUGCCAGCAGUGCCAGGGCUGGGGCUGUACCCGUGCCCUCGGCCCUGCCCUUGGCUGCAGCGCCCAGGCAGCACAGAGCUGCUGGCACAGCACUGCAGCACUGGGAGCUGUCACAGCACCCGUGGGUGAUAUCCAGGGAGCAUGGAAAAGGCUGAGGCGGAGCAGAAUAACCAAGCACUGCCAUCUUCUCCCAGGCCUGGCCUUUUAUCAGACACAGCUUCCUUCUCUUUAGUCAUCCAUUCCUGUUCUCCUGCCAGAACGCAAGCUCAGACCUAACACGCAGGGAUGACUGCGAUGGCAUCGCUCCCAUGCUCACACCACCCCUGUAUCCUCUUUCUUGCUCUGGCUGGAAGGGAUUUGCUCAACCUCCUGAGCACAAACAAUAAAAUUGCCCCUUUGCAGGCAAGUGUCAGCCUCCGGGAAGAGCAGUGCUGUUCACAGCUAUUUUUGUUCCAGUAAAAAGGAGUGGAAAUAGAAAACAAGAGAGCCGUGUCCUCCAGAGAGGGAAUCCGGUCACUCCCACCUCCAUCGGCCUCUUCCCUUCGCAGCAGCUCCCGGCCAGGUGGUGUGGACAGGAAUGAGUCAGACCCAGGACUGGUCAUAAAGCGAGCAGGAAAUGAGAAGCAUUCUCGGUGCAAAAUGUGCUUAUCAGAGGGCUGGAAUUAAGAUGUUCCUUUUCUUAAGGAAUGUUUAUAAUGGAAAUGUUCCUGGUGUUUUUUUAAGAAAAAGGCCUAAUGUUUCAAAUUUUUUGCUUUUAUUUUCUCAUUACAGAGGAAGGAUUUGAAACCACACACAGGCUGUUACUCUUAGGAUAAAAUGUUCCCCCAGCGUUAGCCUGCAGUGGACAUCCCAGCAAUGCGAGCCCACUGCAGGAGUGAUCACGACCCAGCAAAUCCUAAUCCACCCCAAAAGAACGUCCCAGGAAGGCAAUUAGGGGCUCACAAAGCAGCUUUUGCACCUGACGCCAGGAGUGGCACUGCCCAGGCUGGGCAGUGAGCCGCUGCCCCACGCAGCCCCCGAGCUCCCCCAGCUCCGUCGGCGUGCCGGCAGCUUCCUGUCGCAAUCCAGCUGCAGACCGAGGGCUCCUCAUUACUACCUCAGCCAUUUCAAAGCUUAAAUGCAAUUAUUACGGUCUGAUUAGGGACAACAGAGAGAGGCAUAAUUUGCUGACAGUGAUACUCGCAGUAAUUAAUCUCCCAGAUCCUGCCUUACAGGGCCGUGGAUGCCUUGACGUGGGUGCUGGGAUGUUCCAACCACCGGCGUGCCUUUAUCCAGGGUGCCUGGUCCAGAUGCCAGCAGGGGCAGAGCACCCAGGGGGGCAGCACCCCCCAGGCAGCUCGGGCAGGCGGCCUCGGCCCUGCACAGGGCCCUGAGCUCAGCAGGUCAGGAGGAAAACCCCGCUUUUAGGUGGCGGAAGGAGCCGUAAAGCCCUCAGAGCCACCACCUCUCACAGCACACAUCAGCACUGGAAAACUUCAGCACGGGUCCUAGCCCUGAACAGAAACACCAUCACGCCAAGCCCGCAGGCUCUGGGGUUUACCGCAGCGCAAGAGUGGGGAAGUUGCAGCUACAGCGAUGAAUAGAAAGACACAGAGAUAAGGAGGGUGUGAAAUCUGUAACCGGAGCGCGCUCGAAGCAGGGCGGGGAGGAGUCGGGCAGAGCAGGCAGGGCACCGGGAGGACAGGCAUUAACCUCCUGCGGGUGCCAGGAGGGCCAGGGAUGCUCAGCACCCAACCUCGCGACUCCUUGGCCUCGCUGACACGACCCACAGCAAAGCAGGGGCUGUGAGGGGGCACAGCUGGAUGCUGCUGCUCUGUCACAGGAACCGGGUCGGGGCCAGCAGCGCUGCCCACGUGCUGCCCACGGCUCACAGCCACCACGCACUUCAAAACCGAGCCUCGGAGAGCGGCAUUUCCUUCACGGGGGAAAAAAAAGUACUGCAGCUGAAGCUGAGAUCUGAAAGGGGCCCUGGAAGAGGCAAAGAGCCAGCACACAAGCUGCCUUUGGAGCUGCCACGGCCAGUGCUGAGCUCGGGGCCCUGGGCUGGGAUUGACUCACGCUGCAGCCUGGAACGGGGCCCGUCCAAACUCUCCCACUUUGAUCACCUUUUGCAGAAAAAUGACGUAAAGAUUAGAUGCUCGUUAACAUCUGGGUAAGCCAUUUGCUGCAGCAGCUUAUCUUGUCUGCUAUUUGCCCAUGGAAAAAAAGAAAACCCAGAAACAGCAUGCACAGGAAAGCCCCAGCACCACAGCACUGGAAAGAUGUUGCUGGAAAGUCCAUCUGGUCCCUGAGCACCAGUCUGGCUUCUUCACCCACAGGAAUUUCCACAGAGGCAGAAGCAGCUCAGGGCUGGGGCUUCCCAGCUCGACUCCUACCGUCACGAUGCCAGGUUACGCGGUUAACUGGAUGCUCUCUGCUUCUGGACAAUGGUUCACUGAGCACAGCUGUCACCAACCAGCCGCGGAGCAGAGCCUGAACAAAUGCAUCCAGGGGAAAUCAGAUAAUGGAGGUGGAGAGCGUCCUGUGAUCCAUUUAACUGUGCCUGCUCCCAGGAGAGCACCACGGAGACUGCUGGAUUUGGGAAACCUGCCUGGCCACGCGCACGCUGGUGGUGGGAGACGCUCAUGGACAGCAGGGCAGGAUGGGGUGGGGAGGGCAGAAGGGGUGAUGCUCUCAGCAGGCUGUGGGACCAGUGGGGACGUCAGUGACAGCCUCACUGAGCAGGUCUGGGGACAGGCGUGGGUGCUGUUCUCCAGCCAGGGUGAAUCUCAGUGAGCUGCUGGCUGCACACAGCCUGUUCCCCAGGUGAAAUCCCACCAAGGCGCCGUGUGGCACCUCCGCUGAGCCAGGUGAGUCCUGCAGCAUCACCUGGCUCAGACAGACUCAGACCGCUCUCCCCCUGUCGGCUUAGUAAUUAAGAAGUUGUUCUUGCCAGGUUAAGAACACAUCUUUCUUUACAGAGCAGCCAGCUCUGUUUACCCCUAAUUGCACUCUAGGUAAGAGGUUAAGAGGAGAAAGGAUCUUAUUAUCUGGGUGAGCUGAAAACAAAUCCCCUACCAGGAGGGCCCAGGCAGCUGUUUGUGCUUCUCCAAGGGCAGGGCUCUGCCUCCGGAACCUCCCCAGAGCCUCAUCCCCACCCCAGAGAAUUAAUUAUCUGCUCCUUGUGCCUGGGCAGAGAGCGGAGGGGAGGCGAUUUCUUUGUUUUACAAGAGGAGUUGUGAGGCUGAUGAAUUAGGCCUAGCUCAGUGCUCGGAGUCAAUUACAGCCCAGCCUGGACCGGCUCGGGGCCGUGCAGCGCAGCGCACCUGGUACAGGGAUGCACACGUCCACGCACACGGAGCUGACGCAAGGCAGGAUUUCUCCUGCGAGGGGCUGAGACCACUCACACUGAUCCUAUCGAUCGGCCAAGGGCUGCAGAAGAAACCCCUGGUGGUGCCAGCCAGGCUGGGCAGUCCCAGGAACCAGCAGCGUGGCCACCACCGCCUGGCGUGCCGGCAACGGGCGCCUCCAGCGCAGGUGCUGGCUUCAGGGUACGCAGCAGGGCAGCACCCACGAGGGAGGCAGCAGUGGUUUAGUGCUCCUCGGGUCUGUCCUGACCACCAAGGAGCGAGGAGGCCAGCACGCAGCACGCCAGCAGCCAGCUCGAGAUGGAGCUGGGAGCACAGGGACGGCGCAGGGCGGCUGCCAGGCACCCGCUGGGGUGCCAGCAGGGCUCAGUGAGUCGGAGCUGAGGGAAGGCGCACAGGGGACUUCACACAAAGCAUCGGGACCUGAAAGUUUUUAAGUACACAGAAUCAAAAAAGCAGGUUCAAAAGCGCUGAAGUUCUCCGAUUGCCUUUAGCCCUAAGACGCCGGUCUCCCCACAGUCGUUUCUGUCACAGGGAGGUGGAGCUGCCUGGGAGGGCUGCUUGCCCGGGCUCCUUUCUCUGCAGAUGUACUCGCAUUUCCCAUGCAACCCAGAAAACGUGCUUAUCUUCCCUGGGCAGGGAUGCUUCUUGACACAGCCAAGAGGAGCUGCAAUACGCUCUCUGUGGGAAGCAGGGCGCAUUCUCGGCAGGAAUUCCUUUCCCAUCUCCUGAGCACACCAGUCAGUUCUGAAGCAAUCUCUUCUUCUCUGUUAACAGCACAAAGCGUUGGCAGAUUACCCAGCUUAAAAAGUAAUUUAAACUGCACUUAGAAUAUAUUUCAUGAAACAUUUCUGAAAACAUUGCCACUUCCAGUCUCCAGCCAUGACAGUAGCAUCUGAAAGAAGCACAGUGCAGUGAAACCUCUCCCUUAAAGUCAGAUCUCUUGAAAUUUCUGCUGCUUCAAGCUGCUGUUUCUAUUCUUUAUUCACUUAAAAGGUGAGGGAAAUAGGCAUAGUCAGUAUCAGAUUUUGUUGUUUUAAAACUCGUGGAAGUAAAUACUUUGAUCUAAUCACAUGUAAAUUAUGUGUCACUGCUAAAAUAUGGGGCCGCAUGUAAAUCUCAGAUACAAAAGCAGUCAUCACCGUCUCCAUGUAGAAUGAAAAGAAAUGUAGAAUAUUAAAAUCAGGAAGUUCAACUUUAUUAGCAUAACAGCUUCAGUUUAUAUUCAUGUGCACCAAAAAUGCACUCACAGCAAAAUGACUUAGGAAGAAGAAAAGCCCUGAUUCAGCACACUAACGUAACUUGUAUUUAGCUUUAAGCAUGUGCCUAAGUCCAGCUGGGCUUAGGUCCAGAUGAAGAAAAGUCCUCCGAUAGUCAAGACAAAGCCAAUAAAAGUUGAACAGAUUGCAGGCUGACCAAAAAAUCCAGAGUAGUUUUUAUCCGAGUUCAGUCUUUGUUUCAAUUCACGUGUACUCCGUUGUUACACGGCUCUUUGUCCGGGCCUAGCCCAGGUCCUCUGAGGCCAAUAAAUUCCUAAUGAAUACUACCCUUGAAGGACGGAGGACAAAAGCUUCCAGACUGCAUCUAUCUUCUGCUGACAGCAAAAGAGGUGGAUGGAGCAGCUACAGGUAACACCAGCAGCCGAGGAGAGCAUCCUGGUGCGUGCAGAGCUGAGCAGGACGCUCCUCUCUCUCCGGUGAAAUACAAAAACAUCAAAUAUGUGAAGAAUGCACGGGGCCAUGCAUUGACCCUGCUCCCCUCUCCCUCCUGCACUGGUGGCAGUCCAGGGCCCUGGGGCACCAUGUCCCAGGCUGUCCUGGCUGGGAGGUGUCACCCCGCAGCCGCAGCCCAGAACAGAGCCGUUUGUUAAAGCAGAAUGUAGGAAAAGUAACAGGGAAAGGUUUCCUGCCACCUCUAAGUGGAGGAAACUCGUUACCCUUUCAGUACCAGCGGCUGGCAGCCAGACAGGCAAGAAAGGAGUCUCAGCACACACGUCCAGGAGAGCAGCACACGCUGCCAGGCUUUGGGGCAGAAAUGGGAGAAGGGAGGAACCCCAGGUGUGUACAGCUAGGGAAGGAGAAGUCUUACCGUCAGUGAAGCCAGACAGGUUAGUGCAAAAUUGCAACGAAAAGUGAUUGUUCUCAAAGUGAGGAAGAAACACUGAAUAAUCUGGACAGAGCAUUGUCCUUUGAGAACAGGCGCCAGCAGCAGGGAAACACAUUUCAUGAUGAUGCCCAAAAAGCCCUAAGCCCCCCAAAAAACUCUUUGGUGCUACAAUUUCAACCAUUUCCCGACAAUCUUCUGUUCCAGGGUAGCAGCACCACACCCUUUCACAGCAAUGCGGAGCGUCACUGGCCCCAUGCACACGGGAGGAGACCGCGGCUUUCUCACUCUGCACAUUAGGUGACUUCACUCUGUUUGCUGUGAGCUUUUGCAAAAGGUUCCUUUCAUCAGCUGCCUUUGAGGUUCUUUGAAAAAUGGAAAUAAUUAGGCACGUGUAUUUUCAUUGGCACAGAGAGGCUGAAGCCUGAUCUGAAAGGCUUUCCCUUUGCAAGAAAAUAAUAGGUCCAAUUAAAUGUACUUUAUUCUCUGAAGUUCAAACGCCAUAGCUUUGGGGGCAAGAAUUACGUGCGGAACAGGGAUAUAGGUAUAUACGGGACUGGGGUUAAACAUAAUCUGCUCGGGUUUAUAAAACAACGAUGCUGAUGAUUAAUAGGGAAGCAAGGGGUGAAAGAGUGCCACUGCUGUCCAGGGGGACAGCAAAAAAGCCCUGUGUCCACUGGUGCUCGGUCCAUGGAGAACCGAGGGACUCCAUUUGCAUCCGAAAUCACACGCCAAGCUGGGCACCGACGGCUGUGGCUGUGACAAAAACACACGGGCCCUGAAGGGAGCAGGAUCAGACCCCUCAUUAUCACUCUCGAGUCCUUGUUCAGUUAAUUCUUGCAAGAAGUUUCUAAAGUUUCAAAGGAAUAUAAAUCUUAUCAAAGCUUUCCUAAUUGCAUGUAAAUGACAGGUACCGUGUCACCAAGCGCGGGCUGCGGGGAAGGGGCAGCAGAGCUCUCUGGAACCAGGUCUGAUGCUGCAUGCAAAACUCACUGCGGAAUCAAACCCUCUUAGAAAUGUUAACCAAAAGCAAAAUUGCAGUUAAAAACAUCCAGAGAGGAUGCUUGAAAAAUAAUUAAAAUCAUGUGAGACAAAUCAACAUGCUCCUCUGCUUAUGGGUCUUGGCUCUCCAGGGGCUAGCGCCUGUCUUUGCUGCCUGCAAUGGCUUUCUUCCCAUAUGCUUGGACAAAAGACACUUUAUUACAGUAAUUUAUCACCCCAUAAAAGUGGCUUUCUUGUAUUGCUGAAUAAUUUUGAAAGAAAUAUGUUUUAAAAAUUAAAAAUGCAGUCGGUGUAUGCACACUCAGGUCUGCUGGGAGACAUUUCUGCAACUACUGUAACUGCCUGGGUAGUUUUAAUACCUCUACCUUCUAUUAUUUAAAGUAUGAUGAUAUUUUUUCCUUCUCUGAGCUUUGUCAGCUAUAAAUAAAAUAUAAGGGUUGAAUUGUA
Molecule: messenger RNA, 15915 nt
Organism: Anas platyrhynchos (mallard)
Lineage: Eukaryota; Metazoa; Chordata; Aves; Anseriformes; Anatidae
Source: RefSeq, a predicted model, not a curated record